Messenger RNA from Colletotrichum spaethianum, 498 nucleotides. RefSeq lists its product as uncharacterized. The transcript is spliced from 2 exons. Bases 1 to 498 code for a protein of 165 amino acids. Lineage: Eukaryota; Fungi; Ascomycota; Sordariomycetes; Glomerellales; Glomerellaceae. The record is from RefSeq and is a predicted model, not a curated record.
AUGGAGUCAGGGAAGAAAUAUGUUCUGCGCAUCACUAGUGACGAGAGUGACCUCAACAACGCAACUUUUUUCCUCGGUGGCGGCCAGAACUUGCUCUUGAAGACACCUGCGGCCGCCACCGCUGAGCAGUCAAUCGUGGUGAAAAGCGGUCCCACCCCGUCAACUAUCAUCAUUGACAGCCCCACCGAGGAGACUUUGAUUCUCCAAGGUCCGGUUGGCAAGGGAGAGCAUCAGCUCAGAGCUUCCACAAAGGUGACGCCUUUCGGAAUUGGCAGCGCGAUUUGCCAUAACUCUUGGGAGGUCGUGGAAGACGCAUCCACUCACAGACUGUUGCUGCGCUACAAGAACGAGAACUUUGGAAACAGAAGCUGGGUGGCUGUUCCUCCUAGGGGACCAGAAGAAAAUACGUGGGCGGUUUGGUGGUACGAACCGUUACCGUUCAACGCAAGAGAUUUGCCGGGCGCCGUGGCGGUUGAUAUCGAAGUUGUCCCUGUUUGA